Helianthus annuus (common sunflower) is the source of this 1409-nucleotide messenger RNA. Its product is annotated as cysteine-rich receptor-like protein kinase 10. The record is from RefSeq and is a predicted model, not a curated record. Gene Ontology annotation, molecular function: ATP binding; protein kinase activity. The transcript has 8 exons. NCBI's taxonomy places the organism in Eukaryota, Viridiplantae, Streptophyta, Magnoliopsida, Asterales, Asteraceae. Gene Ontology annotation, biological process: protein phosphorylation. The coding region runs from base 1 to 1230 and encodes 409 amino acids.
AUGGUGAAAUCUGUAGCAAGUGGGAUGGUGUUAGUUUUUUUUGUAGGAAAUCUGUGGGAAAAACAAAAUUCAAUCAGAUAUAAUUGCAGCAAUUAUAGGUAUGAUUGGUGUUUUGUCGUCAUUGCGGCCAUAUGUCAUUUGUUCUUACUCAAGAAAUGGUUUCGUCCUAACACAAGUAUUGAUUUAAAGGAUGAAACUGAUGGAAAUGAAAUUAUAAAUGAGGAAUCUUUACAAAUCGAAUUGGGAAAAAUUGAGGAAGCCACAAACAGUUUCUCAAUAAAGAAUAAAGUAGGUGAAGGUGGGUUUGGUGUAGUAUACAAGGGAAUUCUUGCUUAUGGGCAACAAAUUGCUGUGAAGAGGUUAUCCAAAGGGUCCAAACAAGGCUCAUUGGAGUUCAAGAAUGAGGUUGUAUUACUAGCCAAACUUCAACACAGAAAUCUCGUCAGACUUUUGGGAUUUUGCCUUCAUGCUGAGGAGAAGAUCCUGAUUUAUGAAUAUGUUGCCAACCAUAGUCUUGACUUCUUUCUAUUUGGUCAAGCAAAUAAUGUGAAAUUGGAUUGGCCAACACAUUAUAGAAUAAUUGGAGGAAUUGCUAGAGGGAUGUUGUACCUACAUGAAGAUUCUAGAUUGAGAAUUAUUCAUCGAGAUCUCAAAACUAGCAACAUAUUGUUAGAUGAAGAAUUGAAUCCAAAAAUUUCAGAUUUUGGCAUUGCAAGGAUUGUUUGCGGAAGUCAAAAUCAGGCAUUGACAAAUAGAAUUGUUGGAACGUUUGGGUACAUGUCACCCGAGUAUGCAAUGCAUGGUCACUUCUCCGUGAAAUCCGAUGUGUACAGUUUUGGUGUACUGGUUCUUGAGAUUAUUAGUGGAAAAAGAAACACUCAUUUCUUUGAAUCUGGUUACACGGACCUUCUAUGCUAUGCCUGGAGUAAAUUGAAGAGUGGAGAAAUACUCGAGAUACUAGACUCAAGUAUGGUUGAUAUUCACUCAGAAAUUGAAGUGUUACGUUGUAUCAGUAUCGCCUUAUUGUGUGUUCAAGAGGAUGCUGAAUUAAGGCCUUCAAUGGCUUCUGUAGUCCCCAUGCUUAAUAGUUCCUUGAUUGCGUUACCUGUCCCUCAAAAGCCUCCUUUUGUAUCAGGGAAAAGAGUUGGAUCUACAACAUCGUCAGAGCUACCAGAAUCAGAUGUUUGGCCUACUGAUGCUUCACUUAUUACUGAUGUGCAUCCUCGAUAACAAAGCUAUCAAACAAUAUAAGAUAAGUGUAACACGUAUUGUAUAUUUGAAAGUCAUGGGUAAUGUUGGAGAAGUAUUAAUUGGUUAUAAUAGAACAUUAUUAGCUUUUGCUGAUCAAAAAGGCGAUCACGCUUUUAGAACACUUUAUGAUUCUUUCAACUCUACAAUGUUUAAUAGAU